AUGCAUGCUCUGGCUGCUCGUCGGCCGCCUUUAUCGCUUCCGACCGAGGCGGGGAUGCUCUCCUACAGCGAUCUGCUACACCUGGCCACUCAGACCUUUGGGCAGGAACGGAUGCAGGAGUUGCUCCGCUACCUUGCACGCCUGCAACCCUGUCUCCCUCGCAGCCUUGAUACGCACAUGCCCUUCCCCUACGGUGAGCUGGACGCGCGGGCCCCGCGCGCUGAGAUCCUGUCAUGGCAUCUGCUACAAGACGCUCAAUCACCGCUCUGGAAUGCUGUACGCACAGCGGUUCGAGCUCUGAUAUGGCGACCAGGUCGCCAGCGCUUCUCUGAUGGCAAAGCUAACAAUGUCACCUUCGGCGCCUUUGCACGAGGACCUGUCGGACUUUGUGCGGACACAGUUCGGCAUGGAUCUUUUUGUCGCUUGCUCAACCGUCUGAUCGAGCACAUCUGCCCGGAACACAAAUGGACUACCUUCUCAUUGAACUACAACGUUCGUACACCUCCACGUCGAGAUCAGUCCAACUCCAAGACGGGCACGUUGUUGCUCAGCCUUUCUCAUCACGAUGAAGGUUCGGUUUGGGUGGAAUCCUGGCAUGGCACUGACUACGAGGAAACUGAUUUUGGUCUACUGAGUGGCCGCCCAUUUAGCUUGGCCUUUCAGGCACUCAUUUUCCCAGCUCACAAUCAUGUUCACUGCACUCGCGGUUGGAGCCUGACAGAUCGAGUUACGCUAGCGGCAUACUGUAUAUCUGACCCUUGCCGGCUGCCGAGUGCGCAUAAAGCCACUCUCGGUGAUCUCGGCUUCCAUCUUCCGUAG
Molecule: messenger RNA, 819 nt
Organism: Symbiodinium sp. CCMP2592
Lineage: Eukaryota; Dinophyceae; Suessiales; Symbiodiniaceae
Source: the annotation of a GenBank genome assembly